Daldinia vernicosa is the source of this 1341-nucleotide messenger RNA. RefSeq lists its product as uncharacterized. The record is from RefSeq and is a predicted model, not a curated record. The coding region runs from base 1 to 1341 and encodes 446 amino acids. Lineage: Eukaryota; Fungi; Ascomycota; Sordariomycetes; Xylariales; Hypoxylaceae. The transcript has 3 exons.
AUGGGGUCUUUCGAAUUAAAACCUACGAUAUCAGAGAAGUGCACGUGCCACUCUAUCGUCCCUGUCACCACAUGGGGGGGAGGCCAACGGUCUGAGAACAGCAUUAGGACCAGAGAUUUAAUUCCUUUCGAGACUGAAAUGACGAAAUGGCCAUUCGACCCCGAAGAUGAUAUCAUUUUCAUGGUUGUCAAGGCCAACGAUGUCCGCAACUGUGUGGUUUGCGGCGAAAUAUUUAUCGACAAGUUCCGCAUGCCACAAUUCUGGUGGACAGACACAUAUAAAAGAAUGAAUGGAUAUUUCGGAUCAGAGUUCGAGAGAAAUGCGGAUGGAGUGAUUGAAACCUACUCAACAUGGUCUCGUGCUCUUAUAAAACACUCGGAAGCAUUACAUAAAUCGGAAACUCACCAUGAACUUCAAUAUCGAUGGCUUAAACUCAACAUAUUCACAAGAUGGUUUAUGGGAGGAAAGAUGAUGAUUAUUGCCUUUGACCCAGUCGAAACGAUGCAAGAAAAACUACGUGAGCUAUUUCUGAGCCGUCUAGAUAAAGAAGACUUACAGGAUCCUUACUGGCCUUACGAAUACAUACUAGAAGAGCUUGUGUCUUUACAGGGAUCAGCUAUUUGGAGCCUUCGGGAUCUCAUAAGAACCAUAGAACUCUCGCCAACAAGAGACCCUAGAACUCUUCGAGAAAAACCGCAGUACAAUUAUUCAAGAAUGCAUGAUAUAGCUCGUCAUGCUAUCCACGUAUCGGAAACCCUGGAUCUGGCUGUCAAGCUCUCCGAGGAUCUCAUUCAGGAGCACCAGAAGCUGAUCAUAUCAUCUUCAGAUGGGAAGCCUAGACUUGAAACUGAUAAAACACAAUCUCUUAAGCAGGUCUAUUCAAACACACAUUCACGCCUCGUGUUUUUCAGCCAUGCACUUUUCAGCCUCCGCUGUCGCUCGUCUUCCAAUCACCAACGACUUGGUAAUGAAAUACAGCUGAGGUUUCAUACCGAUUCGCAAUACGACUCGCAAGUAUCUGUGGAGAUCAGCCAUUCCGCCAAGUCAGAUGGUGCCUCUAUGAGAUGGAUCGCCAUCGUCAGCCUCAUAUUCCUCCCAGCGAACCUGGUGUCUUCAGUCUUUAGUACGACGUUUUUCGAAACAACAAAUGGAAUGAUCUCGGUUACAAAUGACUUUUGGAUAUACUGGGUUGCCCUGGUUGCCGUUACCGUGAUGACCUUGGCGCUUUGGUUUUGUUUAUCGCGGUUUAGUAUCCAAGUCGGGGGUAUGCCGUUUAGAAGGUUUACUGUGUGGCAGAAAACAGAGAGGCCGCUGGAAUAUUCUACUCAUUGCGCUGUAUAG